Lepus europaeus (European hare) is the source of this 2608-nucleotide messenger RNA. It is a transcript of the gene HTD2, whose product is annotated as hydroxyacyl-thioester dehydratase type 2. Lineage: Eukaryota; Metazoa; Chordata; Mammalia; Lagomorpha; Leporidae. Bases 16 to 522 code for a protein of 168 amino acids. The transcript has a single exon. The record is from RefSeq and is a predicted model, not a curated record.
CUGUGGGUGCUGAAGAUGUUCCCCGUGAUCUGCAGCCCUCGCCUUUGGUGGGGUAAGCUCCAGCGGAGCAUCUGCCUGAGUCGCCCUGUGCUGAGCGGGCAGCGCUGUGAGCAUGUGCACAUCCGAGUUGGAGACCGGGCCGAACUGAGCAGGGCUUUCACUCAGAGCGACGUGGCUGCCUUCUCGGAAUUAACGGGCGACGUCAAUCCUUUGCAUGUAAACGAAGAGUUUGCGAAGCACACCAAGUUUGGGAAGACAAUUGUGCAUGGGGUGUUGAUCACUGGACUCAUCUCAGCGCUCCUGGGCACAAAGAUGCCAGGGCCUGGCUGUGUGUUUCUUUCCCAGGAAAUUCACUUUCCAGCGCCUUUAUAUGUCGGAGAAAUUGUUUUGGCAUCGGCGGAAGUGAAGAAACUGAAGCGGUUCAUUGCUAUUGUUGCAGUGUCGUGUCGUGUAGUAGAAAGUAAAAAGACCGUUAUGGAAGGCUGGGUGAAAGUCAUGGUCCCAGAAGCUCCCAGAUCCUGAAGUAGGUGUGCAAAGGUGCAAGUUCAAACCCAAGAGCUGCAGUUACUAAAAAGCACCUGGCUUAACAGGGACUGUCUCUCUUCCCUGGGGGUGGCCUGUAUUAGGGGAGGGGUGUUCGAAUGUGCGCUUGGCCAUACGUGCCACAGGCCAGAGUCUGUGCCCCAAUCCAUCUUCUGCUGAGACUUGCAAACUGAAAAACUCCUGGGAACGUUAUUCAUCUAAGGCUCAGCUUUGGGAAUUUCAAACCCAGACGUGUGUUUGUUAGCACGAGUGUGCCCUUGUGUGUGCAGGAGUUUCUCACAGACGUCGCUAGUGGCAUGCAGUAAUAGGAGGUGUUAGUUUCUGAACAUCUGCUCUUUACCAGAAGUUUUCCUGGGCCCUGGUUUUCAGUCAUUUUGGGGUCAGAGUUCAUAAAUGUGACUGUUCACACCAAGACGACUUCUUGUCCCCCUUCAGUGGGACCCACCUUUCAGGUUUCCUGUUACUGCAGAAGGGUUCAUGUGCGGACUUGGACUUGGUUGUGAAAGCUGCCUGAUUUAGUAAGUGGUAGAGACACACAGCACAUGGGGUUAACAUGGGAGAGGAUGGACACAGAGAGGUAGACAUGGGGCUGACCUGGGGGUGAGAUCGGCCCUGCUUACAGUUGAACACAUAACAGGCCAGACUUUUAGGGUGAUAGGCAGUCUCUGUUAGUACUCUGGGUAGAUAAUUAAUGCAGAGUUUUCAUUUUAGGAGUCCAGAUUUUUGCCCUUAAAAAUGUGCCUGUGCUUCCUGUUGUAUAAGUAUAUGCUUAUUGUAAAGAAAAGAAAGAAAGAAAUUAAGAAAAAUGUAUGAAGGCCACAAAUGCAAAAUUCUUAAGAGUUUGGGGAUACUGAAGGGGAAACGCACCUGAUGUGUUAAUAUCAAGUGCUUAGCGCCAACACCGCUGGUGCUUUGAAGAUGAGAGCCUACAGCACCCUCCAGAUGGCCCACCUGUACAGCCUUCAGAUGCUAACUCUGCUGCUAGAUGUUUUGAUUAAGAUGAUCAGGUGUAACUGGUAGGUUCCCGUGCUGGUGGUGAAGUAGAUUUUUCAAUUUUGGAGUGUUUUUUUUUUUUUUUACACAAAGGGGAGCAGUUGAAUGGAUUACUAGAAGCAAUCAUUCUGUUCACUAGAGGACAGGGAUGCAUAUGAAGUGAAUACUUUAAAACUGAGCUCGUCACUGUGGCAUAGCAGGUUAAACCACUGCCUGCAGCACCGACAGCCCACAUAGGCAGCAGCUCCACUUCCAGUCCAGCUCCCUGCUAAUGCACCUGGGAAAACAGCAGAAGAUGGCCCAAAUAUUUGAGCCCCUGCACCCAUGUGGGAGACCUGGAUGAAGCUGCUGGCUUCGGCCUAGCCCGGCCAUGGCCAUUUAGGGUAUGAACCAGUGGAUGGAAGAUUCUUUGUCCCUCCCUCUCUGUAACUCUGUCACAAAUAAAUAUUUUUUAAGAAAAAAACUGUUUAAUGCUAUUCCAUGCUCCAGUUUAUGAAGGUGGGAAGAAAAUGCUCAAGUCAACGUGAGGAGCAAGGGUGCUGUUGUGAGUCCUGGAAUGGGCAGCUGGUGCAGGCUCAGGUGCACCUAAAGGAGACAUUUAUAGGUAAACCGCUAGAUGUGCCAAGAAUGUUACUAUAACAGAAGAUGGAACUCCAGACCAAGACUGCUUGCUCCUGUGCAGCCUGUUCCUUGGGCCUGGCAGCAGCCUUAGAAUCAUUGAGUGCACAGAUGGAGAGGGAAGUGAUCACAGCAUCAAUACUCAGAGCGGAUCGUUUCCAGCACCCAGGGAGCCAGUUCUCUGCGUUGAUGCUAAUCCUUGAAACAACUCUGGAGUUAGUGUCCUGUUUUACAGGCAUGGAGUUAGAAUGAUGCUGUGUGACUUACCCAGGGUCGUGCCUCUAAUAGCAGUAGAGUUGGGGGUUCCAGCAAGGCCUUGCCUGGCUUCCAAGCCAUUCUUUUGCCAUCACUGUGGAUCUUAAAAUGUUUCCAUUACUGGAGCACUAUCAUUUUCUAUAAUGGUGUCUUGUUAUGUGGCAUUAAAAGCAAUUAAUUGCAAUCAUUCUGUAGAAUU